AUGAAAAGAGAGAGAACUAGAGCUUGAUGACUUACUCUAUGAGUGGUCAUACUUGCUGUAGUAAACUGACAGAAGUUAACAGGGGUCAAGAAUUAUCACUCUGUUAACACAACAGACGAGAUUUAUUCAUCAUUGAUGGGAGGCAAACCCUUCCAGAUUGAUGGAGAAGAGUUUGCAUCAGGACAAGGAGCUGCAGACCACUCUGUUUAUUUUAAAGGAUCUAGUGCUAAUGAGCAAGGUCCUAUCGUUAACAAUGAUUUUGAUUUUAAAAGUAGUAUCCAAUCAGGGUUUAUUUACUAUGAAACGCCUCAUAUCAACAAGAUCUUGCCUUCUAAUUUGCAAUCAACUUUGUCAUCCUACACUUCGGUUGUGCAUUUGAAGGAUUCAGGAGUAGGAUCUGCCCAGAGAAAUUUUGCUUGAGAUAUAGAUGCUGAUUGAGAUAUAAAGUAUUCAAUUAACUACACUCCCCAGAUAUUGCGAGUGUAUCCAUCCACUGUCUACUCCGGCCAAGAUAUUUGUUUUGAAGUAUUCACUGACAAGACUACAGAAAGCAGCAGAGAUGGAGUGAUAGACCUUAAAAUUGGGGACUACCAUGCUGACGUGGAAACCUACGAUGAGUACAACUCUGAGAAAGAAAGUACCUACCAUAACUAUCACCAAUGUGGUAUUGCUGGAGGAAACAAGGCAAAAUCUAGCUAUGAAGUACACUUGAUUGGAGACACUGGAGAGUAUCUUGUUUCAGAUUUUGCUAAAUCCUUUGAUGGAACAAAUGCAUAUACUGUCAGGAGUGUUCCAAAGAUUGAAUCAAUUUAUCCCAAUACUCUAAACCCUGUCAAUGGAACUAUUAUCAACAUUAGAGGAGAAGGAUUUUCCCCUCUCUCAAGCGAAAACAUUGUAGAUGUGCAAGGAAAUGCAUGCCAAAUUCUGGAAGUAUCUGAAACUGAUAUUAGAUGCCAAGUAACCGUUACAACAAGUGAUUACUCAUCUACAACAGAUUUCGUAGGGGGACUUGGAGCUCAUGCUAUUGAGUAUGAUGGCAUUGUAAGCACAGAAAUUAGUGGUACAACUAUUACUCCAGUUGCUAAACACUUUACGGAUCUAGUAUCUAGAACCAACACCAAUGAGAACGAAAAUAGGAUGACCAGAUCAAUUGAAGCCUGGUUUGUUCCACCUCAAGAUGGAAGUUAUAUCUUCCAUGGAGCAUGUGAUGAUUCAUGUGUUGUCGAACUCUCAACUACUCCAGAUGAUAAGUCUGCUGCAUCCCAACUCUUCACUGCAACAAAUAUUGGGUUUGCAGAUUUCUGGAAGAACACUACAGAUCACAAGUCUGCUGCUAAAUCUUUAACUGGAGGUCAGAAAUACUACAUGAAGAUUACUUUCAACGACUGGGGAUACGGUGACUAUAUGCAGGUAGGAUUUACCAUUGAAGAUACCUCUACUCAAGUUGCCAACUCCCAUAGAGGAUGGAAAAGAUCUACUAUUGAUGCAGGGCAUACCUUUGAGUCUUUUGAACUUGAGAUUCCUGAUAAUGCUGAUGUAAGCUAUAGAUUAAGAUUUGAUAGUCAAAGUACUUCUGACUGUACAGGGAUCACUAGUCCUUCUGAUAUUUUUAGAUCGUGUACUACAGAAUUAUGCCCUUGUGUUUCUUCUACCUUCAGUCAAACUUCUAGUGCUUCAAACUUUAGAUCAUCGAUCAAUGAUUUCUUUAAUAAGUUCCACUCUAAUUAUGGAAACCAUGCUAAAGUAGUUAAAGAAACUGUGACCAAUGGAGGUUUAACUACAGGAUAUAAAUUCAAAACUACAUUCACUUAUGCUCUUUCAAAUGCUAGCUUCAAUGGAAUCUUUGUAUAUGAGAUCAAGAACUCUGACAAUUCAACAAGAUUGCUCGCUCUCAAUACUGAUUACAAGUUGACUUAUACUGAUGCUGAUAAACUCACUCAGCCUUUAGUUGGAAAUUAUAAGAUCAGGAUCAAUGAUGGAUCUAACAACAAUGUUGACACUGAUGAUAUCAAUCCUCAUGAGUCCAAAGGACAAGUCUUGAGAAAAAUAUACGCUAAAGUUCCUUCACUUAUGGGAAAAGUAGAGAUUAGAGACUCUUACGAAACAUUUUUCUCAGGAGAUGAAGGAAGAGAACUCUUCUGGAGGACAACUACUGAUGCUGAUGCUUUCUCUUUUAGUGUAAUUGACUCUACUACAACAGCUAUGAAUAUUCCAAACUUCCCAUCGAAUACCAUCACCAUUGAGAACGAUAACAACUAUAUGCCUGCUUCUAACAAGCCAUUUUAUGAAAUUAUUCCUGGAGCAUUUUUAAAAACUGUAGAGACUCAGCCACAAGUCACCGUUACUACAAAUGGAAUAAGUGGAGCUUGUCCAUCCAAAGGUUCAUGUGGGUUCACAUUUAAUAGUGUAUCUGGCUCCAUCACCUCAUAUACCUUCAACUCAGAUUACACAGAGCUGACUGUUGUAGGAACAACAAUUCCAACAACCACUGUAGAAUACAUUAGUGUUGGAAAAUGUAUCUGUGACUUACAUCCAAGCUAUUCAGUAACUGCCACACAAAUUAAAUGUAUUAUGAGAGACUGUCCCUCAGGAUCUUAUAAAGCUCACGUGCAGACAUCUAAAGGUGCCUUGACAAAUUCAGGAAGUAACCAGAUUGAAAUCCCAGUUGCCAUUAGCAAUGUUACUCCAAAACAACUCUAUCAAAAUGGAGGACAGAACAUUAUUAUCACAGGAACAAACUUUCCCACUAGCCUCACUGAAGCAAAUUCUAUUUCAGAUUUUGCUGUCAAAUUUAAUGACGGCAGCGUAUGCCAAGUGAACAGUGUUUCAUUCACAAGAAUCACCUGCACUGGGCCUGUAGGGUUAACUAUUGGUGGAAUCAGCUUAAGUGUAACUUUGAAUGGAAAGACUCACUCACAAGAUGACCUAACAGUCUCAGCCCCAGCUUAUAAUGUUGCAAGUAUUGAUAAGUCAAGUGUAUCUGCAGUUCAAAAGCAAAAUUUGGUAAUCACUGCUGAUUCAAAGCCAGGCUCUAACUUGUCUGAAUACCAUGGACUUCUUGUUUCAACUACAAAAUCAAUAAAAAUGAAGGUUAAUAGCAUUGUAGAAGAUAAUGGAGUCUUCAAAUACACUGUUAGAUUCCCUGGAGCACCAAAAGGGGAUACUUACAAUGUAUACUUAGUCCACAAUGAUCAAAGAUUUGGAAGUACAACAACCCUUAGCACAGAAACUUCUAUAACAGGUAUUUCCAUUGAAGGACAAGGAGAUAGUAACGUUAGCAUUCACGGAGGAAACAUCAUAGCCUUAACAGGAACUGCUUUCUCCACUGAUAUUACAAGCUUGGUGAUGGUUAUUGGGCAACAAAAGGGAACAGUGAUAUCAUCAACAGGGACUGAAGUGAAAGCAAGGAUUCCAGCUGUGAUAGAGGCUGCUGAAGCUGAAAUUACCUUUUUCCAGAAGCCGAAUGUUGAAUCUACUUGCGGUAUUGGAGGAGGAUGUAAGAUAACAUAUGUGACUGAUAGUCAGACUAUCUCAGGUCCUGCUACAGAUAUUGCUAUUACUGAUGGAAUUGUGACAAUUUCAGGCACAAAUUUUGGAGCCAAUGCUAAAGGAUUUAUUUCAGAUAAUGAGCAAACCACUAUAUCUUCAACUUCUACUGAAGUCCAAAUCAGGCUCAAUAAAAUUUCAGAUCCUUCAGACAUAAAACUUGAAAUUAGAACUGAUGGAGCUAACCUUCCUACCUUUACACUUGCCACACCUAUCACUCAGAAACUUGUUUCACUUACUCCAAACACUGGUUCGAUUGGAGGACAAAAGAUUACUCUCAACACUAUCGGAAUCGGUACUGAAACAACUUCAAAUAUUGCAAUUACAGAUUCAAGUAGCAAUGCUUUGUGAAUGGAUGGGACCACUACUCAAGUCGACAGUUCAACUAUCACUUGUGUUACAAAGGGAUCUUAUGACUUCAGUUCAGGCGUUGAAGCAAGGCUUUCAUUCACAAGUACAGAUACAACUGCCGGAAGGAACUCUGUUGUAACUCUAUCGUGUGCUACAGGCUCUGAUUGUACAUUUACAUCUCAAACCUCUAGUACUCCUUCUAUUAACUCUGUUUCUAAUGCAGGAAAUGAUAUAACUGUUGAUGUAAGUGGGUAUUCCUUUGAUAAUACCCAUACUGUAACGAUCUUCUACGGGAUGGCUUCUUCUCAGGCUUCGUCUAUCAGUGGGACAGCUGCUACUGCAACAUUCGCUAAUGGGUUCACUCCAGGAGCUACAGACGUCAAAGUAAAGUUUGAAAAAGAUGGAAAUGUGGUCUAUACCAGUCCCUCAAGCCAUACUCUGAAUACAGAAUCUAUCACAGGCUCUGGAGCCGAUAUAUCAUGUUCGUUUGCUGGAGGUUGUACCAUUACGAUUCAAGGACAGGGGCUUAAGACUGGAGCUCAAGGAGGUGAUAUAAAAGUUACUGUCUGUAACAUGCCAGCUACUUUUGAUCUUGCAGCUUCUGACUCAAGUAAAAUAGUUGCACUUACUCCUAAUUAUGUGAAUUCACACUCUCAAGAAAGCUUUUCAAUAGUUGAUACUCAGGUGCUCACAGGAACCUUGAUAAGUGACUCUGCAACAGGGUCUCUAGCUUUUGAUGGAAUAACUACUAACAAAGUUACAGGAACUGGAGCUGUUGGAGUUGGAUACAAUUUCGGAGUAGGAAAUAUUGCUCAACUCACCAAAGUACGAUAUUUCAUGGGCCAAAUGACAGAUAAACAAACCAACUGUGUCGACAAGGUGAAGUUUCAAUCAUCUACUGAUGGAACCAACUGGGGCACGAAUGUUUUCGUAGGAGAUAGACUUAUGAGAAAAGGAUGGAAUACAAAUAAUUUCACCACUCCAGUUUCUUCUCAGUACUUCAGACUUUAUGUUGAGGAUAUUGUUAGCUGACCAAUAGUAGAAAUAGAGAUGAUUGGAAACAAAUUCAUUAAUGACUCUGCUACUUCAAAAGCAUGUGAUGUUCAUGUCUCGAUUGGUUCUGCUACUCCAACUCUAUUACCAAACAAAGUAAACUAUCAGGAUAGUGCUACAACUAAAGUUACAGGAAUUUCACCAAGAUACGGAACCUAUAAAGGAGGAGAUAUUGUUACCAUUACCGGUGAAGGAUUUAGUGCUACAACAACUGAGACCAAAGUACUUAUUGAUGGAAUUGAAUGUACUACUAAUUCUGUUACUUCCACAACAGUAACUUGUACUACCCAAGCAAGGCCUGCCGUUGUGGCAAACCCAACAACUGUACUAUCGUUUUCAUCUGCGGCUGGUUCUAAUGGACUUGCAUCAAUGCAAUCACAUACCUUUACAUACGCUAACAAUUGGAGUGAUUUGGAUACUUGGAACGGUGAAUUCACUCCUCAAGAAGGUGAUUCGAUAGUGAUUCCUAAAGGACAGAUGCUUAUUGUAGAUAUUGAUGAAUCUCCAAAACUAAAUGCAAUUAUAGUAGAAGGAUCUCUUGUUUUUAUCCCAGAUGCUAAUGAAAACCAUCACAGAACCUUUGAUGCUAAUUACAUUUUCAUACACUCUGGAGGUGUAUUUGAAGCAGGAACACCAGAUAACAGAUAUACUUCUAAACUGACUAUUACAAUGCAUGGUACUAGAGAGAGUACACAAAUUCCAUCUUAUGGAAACAAAGGAAUUUUUGUAAGACAUUCUCAAUUUGAUAUGCAUGGAGCCUACAGAAAUGUGACUUGGACAGAACUUUACUCAACACUGAGCCCAGGAGGUGGAUCUAUUACUCUGAUGAAGCAUGUCGACUGGAAAAUUGGAGAAGUAAUUGCUAUUGCCUCGACAGACUUCAGUCUUGAAUACACUGAAGAAUUCACAAUCAAAGAUAUCAACAAUGAUGGACCGAAUGGGUCUAUAAUAACUCUCAAUAGAGCAGCUGAGCGUACUCAUUUUGCAGAAAGUAAGGAUUAUACUGGAAGUAAUGGAAUCAAUCCUGACAAGACAAAGACUUUAACGAUGAGAGCUGAAGUUGGAUUAGUAACUAGAAAUCUCAUCUUUAAAGGAGCUGAUGAUGAUUCAGUUGAGAAUCAGUAUGGUGCUCAUAUUAUGCUUCACUCUCCAGGAGAUGAGAGCUUGACAGGAAGAAUCUCAUAUGUAGAGUUGACUCAAGUAGGCCAAGCUUUCCAACUUGGAAGAUACCCAAUUCAUUUCCAUAUGAUUGGAACAGUGCACGGAUCAUACAUUAAAGGAAAUUCUAUUCAUCAUACUUACAAUAGAGCUUGCACCAUUCAUGGUGUUCACUACCUAACAUUAGAAGAUAACUUUGCUUACCAAACAAUGGGUCACACAUUCUUUAUUGAAGAUGCUGUAGAGACUAAUAACUACUUAAGAAGAAACUUAGUAAUGAAGAGUAUGAGAUCUUGGUCUUUAUUGAACACUGAUCAGACACCUGCAGCAUUCUGGAUCACUCAUCCAAACAAUAUUUUCAUUGAUAAUCACGCUGCUGGAUCAGCUAAGUAUGGAUUCUGGUUUGACUUGCAAGUUCAUCCAACUGGGCCUUCAUAUGACCCAGACAUUUGCCCAGAGUAUGAAAGAUUAGGAGAAUUUACUGGAAAUGUUGCUCAUUCUAAUGGUAAAUACGGACUCAGAAUCUUCCACAGAUUUAACCCUGUCGAAGACCCUUGUGCUGGACUUAGAAAUGCUAACGGAAGAGAUCAAAUAGUGGGUGAAGGAACCACACCUGUAGUCACAAGAUUCAGAGACUUCAUUACUUAUAAGAACAAUAGAUCUGGAGUUAUGGGAGAAGAAUUUGGAGCUGUAAGAUUCCACAACAUUGUCACUGCUGAUAACUUAUUCGCUGGAAUUGAAUUUAGUGGAACUGGUGUUGGCCCAUGGAUUGGAGAAGACGAAGAAUAUCAACUUCAAGAUGCCCUUAUUGUUGGAGCUUCAGAUAAUGCGGAAAUGACAUUCCAGACUAAUGUAGAAGGCCUUCUACAUGAUCUUGGACAUGAUUCUAAUGAAAAAUUCGGUGGAACAAGAGGUCUAAAAGGUGCUAAAACAGAGAAAAUGAGGGUAAAAGACAUUCUGUUUGUAAACUACAAAAAUUACACAGAUUGGAGUCCUCUUGGAACAUGUUCUCAUUGCGAAGGUUCAGGAACUGAUUCAUCUGGAAGAACUUAUUUCCUUAAGAACUUAUACUUCACAAACUGUGAUAGAAGAGUCAAGUUUGAUGAGCCUUACAAGGAAAUACUUUAUGACGAAGAUGGUUCUCUUAUUUCAGAUAUUUGGUUGGAUAAUUCAUGGAUGCAUAAAGAAUCAAAAUUUCAAUUGUUGAAUGAAUCAAUAAACUCUACUUAUAGAUGGAUUGUCCCCUACUACAAGCAUUUGGAUGUCCCAGAAUGUCAGAGGAAUGAAGAUAUAUAUGGAGGAUUGAUAUGUGACCAAUCUAUCAGUAUUAGAAGAGUAUUGCUCCAUGACCCUAAAAAAUUUGAUGUUUUAAAGAACAGACCUAUAAAAGUACUAAAUCUUAACCAUACUGCAAGCGGGAGAAGAAUGUUGGCUGAUUGUGCUAAUGCAAACCAGACUUCAACAUUUUCUACAAUUAAGUCUCAUGAUGAUGUUUCUAUGCAAAAUCAGAUUGAUUUACUUGCUGCCUUCCACAAUAGAAAAACUAAUAAAACUGCAUAUGACCAGGCUGUAGCUGAUUAUGAGAAUGGUGUCGCUGGUGCAUCCCAAGCCCAAAUCGAUUCUGCACAAACUAAUAUGGAUUCAGCACAGCAAGCUAUCACAAGACUUGAACCAUUAGUGGAUGCUGAGAAGGGUAAAUAUGAUGAACUGUGGAAAUAUGAUAACGCAUUCUGUAAUGACGACUCCUAUCAAAAUUUUGACUAUCGUCUGAAAGCGAAUCCUUUCAAAAAUUGGGUAUUCCCAGUGAUCACAGGAUAUCAAUAUAAUUUCCAUCUUGACAAUGGAGCUGAUUUCGAAGAACUAACUGGUCAAUACAGUUAUGCUGAGCUUCUGAAAGGAGAAACAAGAGGAAUAAUUCUUAACCUGAAUCAUACAGAAAGGAGAGAGGCAUUUAACUAUACAUAUACUCAUGCUAAUGGAACUUCUGAUACUAUUAUCACUCCAAAGACAACUCAUUUAAGUCUCGAUAGCUCAAGCCAGAAUGGAGAUGUCUACUUCAAUAAUGUGACGCGUCAUAUUCAGAUUAAAUUUGAUGGGCAACGUAACGACACUCUCUCUUUCAAGCUGAAGGCAGAUGAGUGCAUCUCUUGGGGAAAUUGUAAUGCUGACCUAACUGAAGAUGCUGAAAUAGAGAAAAACUACAGAAGAUGGAGCAAUCCUUCUUCUUGGACAUCAGGUAAAGUCCCAGUUGCUGGGGAAGAGGUCCUGAUCGAACCAACUUGGAAUAUGCUCUAUGAUCUUGAAGACUCACCUAUAUUGAAAAGUAUUGAAGUCAAUGGGAGACUUACAAUUGAGAAUACAGAUAAAGACCGAAUUCUAAGGACUUAUUUAAUAUUCAUUAGGAAAGGAGAUUUAGUUGUAGGGACAGAAGCAGAGCCAUUUAAGGCUAGUAUGACAUUUGAAUUACACGGUCAAAGAAGUGACAAGGACAUCUAUUUCCAUACGAAAAUGUUCGAAGGAGGGAACAAAGUAAUUGCUAACACUGGAAAUAUGACUAUGUAUGGAAAAUCUGUUGACAUCAAGUUCACAAGACUUGCUGAGCCAGCAGCUGCUGGUGCUACUACAAUUAAAAUUACAGAUACUCCUUCUGACUGGAAAGCUGGAGACCAGCUUGGUAUCGCUCCAAGCGGAAGAGAUUGGGAACAAAGAGAUUCUGUGACUAUUGCAUCGAUCAAUGGAAAUACUGUCACUCUGACUGAAGCACUUAAAUUCGAUCACUAUGGAGCAGCUUCUAUUGAUGCAAGCGAGUCAGGAACUAUUGAUAUCAGAUCAGAAGUUCUUCAUUUGACAAGAAAUAUCAAGAUUGUUGGCGUAAACCAAGAUAGAUGGGGAGCCCAUGUUGUGACAGCUCAUAACCAAGAUUCCCAAUUUCUUAAUGGAAAACUCAGUACUGUUACUAGAAGAGGAUGGGCCAUUAUUGAUCAUGUUGAAUUCAAAAAUUGUUCUCAAUACGAUACUGAUAAAGCUUCUGUGAGAUUUACAGAUAUUAGUGGACUGACAGCUGAUGACAUAAGAUCAAAAGUAACAAACUCAGCUAUCCAUGAUGGACUUGGCAUUGGAAUCAUGGUAUCUCACGCUGAAGACAUAACAGUUGACUCUAACAUGGUUUGGUUCCAUCAUGUUGGUGGAAUCUGGAUGAAGAGAUCAGAUAAAACAAAGAUUACCAACAAUGUAGUUGCAGGAAUGGGCACUAGAUAUUGGUCAGGUGAGACUAGACUUGAUGAGCUUGCUCUCUUUAACUUCUGAAAUCAUGAUCAAAACUGUAAUGAAUUAACUGUAACUGGAAAUAUCGCUGCUGGUGGGCAUAGAGUAGGAUUUGCCCUUCCAGCCUCAUGUGACUCUACUCUCACAAAUAUGACUAAUAACAUGGCACACUCAGUUGAACAUGGAGCUUGGUUGCUCAACAAUACUCUUUGUACUGCAGGUAAACAUUAUUUCGGAAACUUCAAAGCUUAUAAAACAGUCGAAGAAGGAGUAUUUUCCUACCAAGAAUUCGGAAGUUUAGAAGUCACCAAUGUCGAGACCCUUGAUAAUGGAAUCGGAGUAACUCUAAUGACCAAAGGAGAUACUGUGAAUAACUAUAUCACUCUUAAAAACUCUGUUAUCAUGGGGGAGAGUUUAGCUCUACCUAAAGAUUCUGGAAGUUAUUGUAUUGACAUCAAUGGAAUGUGGGGGUCUUCUGGUACUCAAAAGGGCAAAGUAUUCCCAGAACUCAAGCUUACUAAUCUACCAUAUCACAAAAUGAAGAGUUAUGGAAGUUGGUUCACAGAAGCUCAUCAUAUCAACAUAACAUUUAAGAAUUUUCCAUCAGGGACAAGGCAGAAUUGUGCUUCCUCCACUACAAAGCUUCAGAGAGUUAUCGGCUUGAAUCCUUCUGCUUCAGAUUUUGCAGCAGUAAAUAGGUACACAGAUUCAAUUUUUAACAAUGUUCACAAUGAUGCUGUUGCUUAUUUCCCUGGCUCAAAUCCUGCUUGGGCGAUUCUGAAAGCUUGUGGAUCCUUCCCAUGUACUGGAAUUGAGAAUGCUGUUUAUAAAUUCGAAGGAACUACCUUUACUGGAACUAACAAGCCAUCCUACUCAGAUUCUGCCUUCCAGAUCAUUCCUGAUAAUUCUGAGGCAGCUGACCACAUUACAGGGUGCUCAAAACUUGCUGGAUGGAAUGGUUAUCUCUGCAAAAAUGAAAAGAUAGCUCAAUUACUAAUGGAAUCUAUGGACGCAGACACUGAGGAAAGAACAAUCUCACCAAUCAACUACUUUGGAAUUGAUAGAUCAACAGGGCUGAGAACUUCUUUUAACAAUACCAUGAAUUCCUUUAAAGAUCACUGCUGAGAUGACCAUUAUGCUUGUCAGAAGAGGCUAAGUAGGUUCCCAGGGCUUAUUGAAUUGGAUAAAAAGUACGAAGUCUAUUUCAAAGGAACUACUCCAGGAAAUACUCGAUACGAGAUUGAAGGGGCAAAUGUUAACGAUUAUCUCAUUGCAAGAAUUGAUUUCUCACAAUCAGUCUUAUAUGAAGUCUCUACUGCUAUCAACAGAGGAGCUGAAACCCAUAUUGCUUCACAGUCCUACAAUAGAACUCUUGGCAAACCUGGACCCCUUGACAUUACAAAAUGUGGAGAUAGCAGAUAUGAACAAGGCGAUUACAUUUAUGAGUUCGUCCUUAAGAGAAACUGUACAGUUUAUCUCAGAGCACAAGAUCAUCUUGUAGGGCUUGUAAGACUCAAAAUGUCUCUUGACCAGUUCUUCGAAGAAGACUUUGUUAACAAACUAGCUUUUGCUCUCAGUAUUUCAACUGACCAAAUUAAGAUUGUCGGCAUAUCUGAGGGAUCUGUGGUUAUUAAUUACCAGAUUACUAGCACAAGUACCACAGACAAGAGAAAAAACUUAGUUGAAAUGGCCCAAAUCCUGGCUUCUCAGCACGCUGCUGGAACACUAGAUUUAGGUGGUGAAAUCCUUGAUUUAAUCAAUGAAAUAAUCUCCUCGAACGGUUCCUCAAUUACAACUGAGACAGAUUCGUACAAAAAGAAGGAGAUCCAUGCUCUAGUGUAUGCCAUGAUCUCCAUCUCCGCUCUUGCUUUCAUCAUUGGAGUUGUCUACGGCCUCAUCAAAAUGAUCAAGAUGGGUAAGGUCUAUAGAGAAGUUAUUAAUGAAGAGUCAGUCGUUGAAGGGAAAAUGGAUAAGGAAGGGAUAGAAGAAGGUGGCAAGGUUAGAGUUUGGGCUGUGGAAGAGAUUAAGGAGAAGUAAUUAUAAGGCUCAACUUGAGUUAUUUCAAUUUA
Messenger RNA from Moneuplotes crassus, 11441 nucleotides. The record is from the annotation of a GenBank genome assembly. Lineage: Eukaryota; Ciliophora; Spirotrichea; Euplotida; Euplotidae.